Messenger RNA from Epithele typhae, 963 nucleotides. RefSeq lists its product as uncharacterized. The annotation marks the transcript as partial. The transcript has 15 exons. The record is from RefSeq and is a predicted model, not a curated record. NCBI's taxonomy places the organism in Eukaryota, Fungi, Basidiomycota, Agaricomycetes, Polyporales, Epitheliaceae.
GGCGCCCUGCUCAUUGGCCAGAUGAUCUCUACCUUUCUCUAUGGCAUCAGCACGCUGCAGACGUAUGUGUACCUGAUGAGGUUCCCGCGAGAUGGGCCCGAACUCAAAAUAUGGUGGGCGUCUGAUGGCACCACCCAGGGCUCUGGACACCGCCAACGUCAUUUUAGGUGCGGAAGUGUACGCUUCCUGGUCGUCGCCGCCGUCGUUCAAUGCUUCUUCAUUCAAAGGAUACAUCGUUGUAAGCCACCUACUCACCGAUGUAUUCACCCGUUCACGCGAAAACAUACCGCGCAGGCCAUCCUUGUCAUCGCACACAUCGCUCUCGGAGCUGAGGCGACCGCUAAGAUCAUUUCAACGUUCCAAAGUUUCCGCCUCACAUCUCUAGCAUCUUUGGCGUUCUCUGUAACCAUGCCCUACACUCUUGUCGCCAUGCUAUCGGAUGGGUUUCUGGCCUGUACUCUCACCAUCUUGUCGAGAGGAAGGACGCCGGACAGAGAUGGCGGGGUGAUUUAUUCAGCAACUCACCAGGUUAUUACGUUGCUCAUCAAUCGUUGCACGCUGCUUAUGUGCGCGGCGAUUGUAAGGUUCAUAAUUUUCAUGUUCCUCCCCUGGACGGCAUGGUUUAUUGCGGACGAGUUCAUCAUGGGCAAACUGUAUGCCAACUCCUUCAUGGCAUGCCUCAAUGCACGGUCCUUGGUCGUCGAGGCGCAAUGCACUUACGGGAACGACGCAGUAUUUUCGACGGUUCCCGACAUCUCCAUCGUCUCGACCGGUUCCUUUGUAAUACCAACAUCAUUUACACCCAUACCUUCCAGCGCUGUCGCCAGACAGCUUUCGAGAACAACCAGCCUUCCCGAGAUCGCGUUCUGCAGGAACAAAGGAAGAUGCUUGAUACCCACUGUGACGAGCCCACCGUUUGGGGCUCGAAAGAUAUGCCCGUGUAUGUUAGCGACACGACCUUGA